AGCAGCACAGUGAAGUAUUGAGCACAGUCAGACUGUGCAGCUGAAUGCUUUACUCCGACAAAAGGAAUGAAUAGACGAGACAGGAAUUCACAUGGCAAGUGAAUGAAUCUUAAGGACGUGUUUAUCUCUUUGGAUAGCAGAGCUUUCGCUGAGUUCGUCUGUAGUUAAACGGGAAGAGAGCGCGAAACAAGCCUCAGAGAAGUUUCACAUUUGGCAUAGGCUGGAAGGGAGAGACAUUUACAGGUACAUAUGGGCCAGGGAGAGGCAUCAGCUAGAGGUACAAGGAUGGAGGGGGACUGUCUCAGUUGCAUCAAGUACCUCAUGUUCAUCUUCAACUUCUUCAUUUUUCUUGGAGGUGCAUUCCUGCUAGGGGUGGGUAUCUGGGUGCUGUUGGAUCCAACUGGUUUCCGGGAGAUUGUUGCAGCCAACCCUCUACUGUUUACUGGAGUCUAUGCAAUUUUGAUCAUGGGCGGUAUGCUCUUCCUCCUGGGCUUUCUGGGCUGCUUUGGAGCCAUACGGGAAAACAAAUGUCUGCUACUGUUUUUCUUCAUGCUCAUACUCAUCAUAUUUCUGGCUGAACUGGCGGUGGCCAUUCUAGCCUUCAUAUUCCGCGAGCAUCUCACCAGAGAUUACUUUACCAAGGAACUGAAGACACAUUACCAAGGCAGCAAUAGCACUGAUGUCUUUACCUCCACAUGGAACGCCAUUAUGACCACAUUUGAUUGUUGUGGGGUGAACAGUGCAGAGGACUUUGAUGAUCAGAGCCUCUUCAGACAGCUGAACCCCAGCAGACUGUUGCCGGAGGUCUGUUGCCAGAGGAACGAUCUGAUGAUGAGCAAAGAAGAGUGUCUCAAGGGAAUCAUGCCAAUCCGUAACAAGGGCUGUUAUUCAGCAGUAGUGGACCAUUUCGAGACGUACAUCUAUAUGGCUGGAGCUCUUGCUAUUGUGGUGCUGACUAUUGAACUCUUUGCCAUGGUGUUUGCUAUGUGUUUGUUUAGAGGAAUUCAGUAAUCAAGACAUGUUGUACCUAUGAAAGGACAUUUCGAGAUGGAAAAUGGCAUGGCAUAGAAGGCCAUUUUUUUUUUUAAAUGAAAAAGAAGUGAAACACUUAUAUAUUUGUCAUCUUGUAUUUUUAAGUUGGAAUUAUUGAGAACUGCCAAAACUUUACUUUACAGUUGGGACUUUUAAAAAGUAUAAGUAUCAAAUUCAUAAAGGGCAAUAUCUCAGUAGCCCUUUAAAGAUAAUAGAGGGACACCUUGCACUGAAAGGAUUGUAUAUUUAUAGAUGACUGAUUUGUAGAUAUUUUACCUCUUGUCUAGACUAUUCACCGCUGUUCAAGAGCCAAAUCUCUACACAGUGUGAAUGGAUGUGUUUAAGUCUGACUAAAAGAGACAAAGAGAGGAACUGUGUGUGUGUUUCUGUAUAAACUAUCAGAGGCCAGCAGCUUCUAUAAAGUAAUGCUUUGUGUGUUGCAACCGUGAAUGUUUUAUGCGAUUUUAGCAAAAUUGUGAUAUUUGCUUUUGUGCUGUAUCUAUUGUAACUACAUGUGACAUUGACUGAUGUAUGACAAAAAUCACAUCACCUCUGUGAACAAUUUUCAAGAAAUAUCUUUUUUACAUUUAUUAGUACUCAUUGAUUUAAAAAACUAAAACAUAAAAAACAUGGGUUAAAGGAUAGUGGUUUAUAAUUUUUGCACAAAGAUAGUUCAGUGUAUAGUGAUAGUUCAUAUUUCACUAUUUUUCUAAUGGGUUCAACCUGGCCAUUCAAAUAGCAGAUAAAUAUUUAUAUAUAUAUAAGCUUCAAGAACACAUUACAUAAAUUUUGCAGCAUACACUAAAUACUACAUAAACCAAAUAUGGUUCGAAGGAGCAUGUCUAUAGACUGGAAUGCUAAAUUGUGCAACUCUUAUCUCCAGUCGGAAGGGGCACAGGGGCAUAAAUAUUGCAGACUGAAACUCACAAAUCUUGCACGACAAGCAAGAUAAGCUUGCUUGUAAAACCAACCAAACAUGACUCCUGUUGACUGCAAAAAGGAAAAUAAAGAAAUGUUUUCAUACAAGUGUUACAAGCUACAUAGCCAGAAGAACGUAUGAGAUAAAUAGCCCAGGCAGUGCAACACUCUCAACUGAUGGGACAGCAAGAAACGUACAGUACUUUGGCAUGGUGAGCAGCCAAAAAUGCUUUCAUCCCAGUUUCAUCUUGUUCUAUGCCACCCACCACUUCUACAUUUAAUUAUUAUUUUGGUACCUCUAAGAAAAAGACACAUUCAAGUUAUGGGUGCCAAAAUUCAGUCCUUUAUUACUUCUUCUCCAAAAGGCCUAAUGCACAAUUUUCACACCUGUGUUUUAGCAUAUCGCACAUGCUUGUCAUUGGUUUGGCUCCCAGAACGAGUUUCAGAGACAUGUGUAAAAGUGCCAUCAUUCAUUAACCACUAGAGGACAUGUUUGCUAAUUUAUAUUUUCUUGACUAUCUGUAAAUGACCUGUAAUUUUGUGUAUCAUGUAUUUCUGAGUGUUACUGGCCUGUGUUUAUGAUUAUUGAAACUCUGUGAUUGUGGAAGGUUUGUCCAAAAAUAAAUAAAUAAAUACAAAUAAAAAAUAGGUUU
Molecule: messenger RNA, 2603 nt
Organism: Xyrauchen texanus (razorback sucker)
Lineage: Eukaryota; Metazoa; Chordata; Actinopteri; Cypriniformes; Catostomidae
Product: tetraspanin-18-like
Exons: 9
Coding region: 250-1011 (253 amino acids)
Cellular component (GO): membrane
Source: RefSeq, a predicted model, not a curated record